UAUGUGUCCAGCUGCCGAGCAGUCACUCAGAGCGCACCAGAGCAAGGGGGCUUCCCGCCUCACCACCUCACCCACCACCACCGCCACCAGCGCCCCCCCCCACCACCGCCCCACCACGGCCACCCCCACCACUUCCACCAGGAGGCAGGGCUGCACGCCUCCCAGGUGACACCCUGCCUGUGCCCCUUGUUCUCCUGCCAGUGGGAAGGCCACCUGGAGGUGGUGGUACCCCACCUGCGCCAGAUGCACAGGGUUGACAUCCUUCAGGGAGCUGAGAUAGUCUUCCUGGCCACGGACAUGCACCUCCCCGCACCGGCCGACUGGAUCAUCAUGCACUCCUGCCUCGGCCACCACUUUCUGCUGGUGCUAAGAAAACAGGAGCGGCACGAAGGGCACCCUCAGUUCUUUGCCACCAUGAUGCUCAUUGGGACCCCCACCCAGGCAGACUGCUUCACCUAUCGCCUGGAGCUCAACAGAAACCAUCGUCGUCUCAAGUGGGAGGCCACCCCCCGGUCUGUCCUUGAGUGCGUGGACUCGGUGAUCACUGACGGGGACUGCCUCGUCCUCAACACCUCGCUGGCCCAGCUCUUCUCUGACAACGGCAGCCUUGCCAUCGGAAUCGCCAUCACCGCGACGGAGGUCUGCGCCUCGGAAGCGGAGCUGUGAAGCAAGCAGGGGCUGGACGCGCA
This is a messenger RNA of Talpa occidentalis (Iberian mole), 689 nucleotides long. RefSeq names its product seven in absentia homolog 3-like. Gene Ontology annotation, cellular component: cytoplasm. The record is from RefSeq and is a predicted model, not a curated record. Gene Ontology annotation, biological process: proteasome-mediated ubiquitin-dependent protein catabolic process; multicellular organism development. Gene Ontology annotation, molecular function: ubiquitin protein ligase activity; ubiquitin conjugating enzyme binding. Lineage: Eukaryota; Metazoa; Chordata; Mammalia; Eulipotyphla; Talpidae.